AUGGGGGAUGAGACGGAGGUGCUGCAAUCGGUGAGCGACCUCCCCGUACAGGACCCUCCCGGGGAGGAGUUCUCCGCUGCCGACCUCAGGUGGGCCAAGCACCACUGCGACGAUGUCGCGCUCGUCCCCUACGACCGGAUGGAGGCCUUCAUCAGCGGCGAGCGCCACAACCCCGAGUACCCCACGAGGUUCCACAUCGAGCGCGGCGGCAAGAGCGAGAAUUACAUAAUGUACGCGUAUUGGUGCUCGUUUGGCCCAGAGAAUUACGGCGAGGGGUGGGAGAUCUUGCCUAGCAGGAAGUUCAGGCUUAACUCAAGAAACCGUGCGGCUCGCCCGCAGUCGAUGCGAGGCUGCACGUGCCAUUUCACGAUCAAGCGGUCACACGCCCGGCCCUCGGUUGCGCUCAUCAUCUACCAUGAGAGGCGCCACAUCAACAAGUCUGGUUUCGUAUGCCAUGGACCCCUGGACCGGGAUGCCAUCGGGCCUGGUGCAAGCAAAGUGCCGUAUGUCGGGAGCGAGAUUCGGCAGCAGACCAUGUCGUUGAUCUAUCUUGGUGUCCCCGAGGAGUACAUCUUGCAAACUCAUAUAGAAGGGAUACGACGCUACUCUGGCUCCGACGCAAGGGCCAAUAGCAUUGCUUCACAGUAUGUCCACAAGCUUGGGAUGAUCAUCAAAAGGUCUACACAUGAGUUGGAUCUCGAUGACCAAGCUAGCGUCAGGAUGUGGGCAGAUAGGAAUAAGAAGUAUGUGUUUUUCCGCCAGGACGCCACCGAGACAGAUGCAUUCGUACUAGGGAUACAAACUGAAUGGCAACUGCGGCAGAUGAUCCGCUUCGGUCACCGGAGUAUUUUGGCCUCUCACUCCUCAUUCGGUGUAAGCAAGCUCAAGUACCCGCUGCACACAGUUCUUGUAUUCGAUUCAAGACAGCAAGCUUUGCCUGUUGCGUGGGUUAUAACUCGAUCAGUUACCGAGCAGGACACUUUGAGAUGGAUGAAAGCACUAACUAGUAGAAUACAUUCUGUUGAUUCGACCUGGAGAAUUGGCGGGUUUGUGAUUGACGACCCAACCUCACAGCUGGAGCCAAUCAGGGAUGUAUUCUCCUGCCCAGUAUUGUUUUCUUUAUGGCGCAUAAGGAGAACCUGGCAUAAAAAUAUAAUCAAGAAAUGCAGCAACAUUGAGGUGCAACGAGAAAUUUUUACACAACUGGGAAAAUUUAUGCAUAGCAUCUGGAGCGAGAAAAAUCCCAUGGAUGCCCUGCAGCAAUUGUUUCAAGACUUUGUUGACCAAACCACCUUCAUACGGUAUUUCAAGUCAUUUUGGGUUCCCAAAUUGGAGAUGUGGAUAGAUACCAUCAGAACUUUGCCGCUAGCAUGUCAGGAAUCCUGUUGUGCAAUAGAGUGUUACCAUCUAAAGCUAAAACUUAAAGCAUAUGAUGAUUCGCAACUUGAUGCUCUCCAACGUGUGGACUGGUUGGUGCACAAGCUCACAACAGAGCUGCAUUCAGGCUACUGGCUCAACCUAUAUGCAGAUGAGAGCGGUUCAUUUCCUCAGGUGAAAGCAGAGUACAUUGCAUCCACUUCAUGGCAAAGGGCGAUGCAGAUACCUGAUAAGGAUGUUUUCUUUGAUGACAAAGAACCUCUUUCAGCCAAGGUGGCUAGACAGAAGGAUGCUAGUCAAAAGCGCACUGUAUGGAAUGCCGGGUCUGAAUUCUCUCUGUGCAGUUGUUCAUGGUCAAUGCAGGGUAACCUAUGUAAGCACAUCAUAAAGCUUAACAUGGUGUAUGCACCACGGAAGGAUUUCCAGCCCUCGCUAUCAUUUCAGUCGUUUCAGCGCAUCUUACUUGAUCUGUGGCAAAAACCGCUGGAUGAUUCAUUCUCACUUGAUCUGUCGGUAGCAUGGGUUAUGCAAAUGCAGGAGAGGAUCCAAAAAGUGGCCGAGCUUGCUACAUCUGAUGGUAUUGCCCAAGUUGCAGGCAAAUUGCCAAUUCAGUGGACUAACAAGAGAGGGAGAAGAACAUCUGCUAGACGAACCAGCGCCAUACGUGUUCUUCCUCAUUCAAUUGGCAGUAUACAAAGAGAUUUGACUCCAGAGAAGAACAAAAAGAGGAAAAGGUUGUCCACCUUUUCAGGCUAA
Molecule: messenger RNA, 2133 nt
Organism: Lolium rigidum
Lineage: Eukaryota; Viridiplantae; Streptophyta; Magnoliopsida; Poales; Poaceae
Exons: 5
Coding region: 1-2133 (710 amino acids)
Molecular function (GO): zinc ion binding
Source: RefSeq, a predicted model, not a curated record